Polistes canadensis is the source of this 5389-nucleotide messenger RNA. RefSeq lists its product as uncharacterized. NCBI's taxonomy places the organism in Eukaryota, Metazoa, Arthropoda, Insecta, Hymenoptera, Vespidae. Gene Ontology annotation, molecular function: zinc ion binding. The record is from RefSeq and is a predicted model, not a curated record. The transcript has 3 exons. The coding region runs from base 723 to 4997 and encodes 1424 amino acids. Gene Ontology annotation, cellular component: nucleus.
UGCUCGUUACUAUAUACGCUGUAAUUGGCUUGCAUUUUUUUGUCUUGUUCUUUUUAAUGUCGAAUUGUUGAGAUCGUCAAAAAUGACUUUUUAAUUUGGAAUUUGCAUGUGAUUUCCCGAUAUGGUCGCGACGUCGCCAUCUUAAAUCUAACGACGUCAUACCAUAAUCGAGAAAAGAUUUUUAGUAAGACGAAAGUCAAACGUGGCAGCAGUUGGCCUUUACAGAUAGUGAAUGUAUGAGAAAUUCAUAAAUCCAUCUUCAACACAUUUUCCGAGUAUUUUCACCGGUGGUUUAAUGCACCAAAGACGGUCAAUUAACAAAGCUAAAAUAGUACGAAAAAUAUUCAAAGCCAGGCAUGAAUUUUGGAAGUGUAGAAUGCCAAUGAUAUCUUGAAAAUAAUAAACGUAGAGGCGCCAUUGGUACGCGCCAUCUGGAUAUCGUCAAGAAGAAGUUAUGGUAGUGAGAAAUUGGAAAAACUUUCGAAUAACGCUUGUUACUUUUCGUAAGAUCGUGUAUCAAGAGGAGAAACUUAUAAUUUGAAACUGAUUAUUAUGCCAAUGCAGAUAUGCAUUAAAGUGUUGCAGUUCAUUUAUAAAGAAUAUUAUUAUUUCAACUGCACGCGCGCGUGUUAUUUUAAAAUGAAAAUAAUAAAUAAUAUAUUAAGAGAAUAAAUGCAUUCGUGAAAGGAUCAUUUCUAAUGAAAUAAAUAUUAGUUAUAAAUAUGCAGAAUUCAACUAAGCUUAAUAGAGAUCACGAUUAUGGAGAAUUAAUGACAGAAAAUCAUAAUUAUAUGAAUACCAGUGCUCAGAAAGAUAUGUUAGAAAAUAAUUUAUUAAAAACCGUUUUGAAACCUAUGAAGGUAUCUUCUUUGACAGUAAAUAAAGAUACUUUAGGUGGACAAGUUAAGGAUAUAAAUGAGUUAAAAAAAAUAACACCUCGUGUAAAACUAUUGGCUCAUGAUGUAAAUAGUUUGAAGGAAUUAACUAAAAUUUCUUUGCAAAGUAAAUCAUUAGAAUCAGACAAAAUUCAAAUGUUUGAAAAUACUAAGCAAGAAUUAAAAAAGUACUGUCGAACUUGUGCCGGUUUGAAGUUUCCUUUGGUCGAUAUCUUCAGUGAAAAAGGUAUUCAAAUGAGGCUAAGUCAACAGAUCAAACAUUUAGAAGAAAUCAAUUCUCACGACAGUUUAUCUACUCAAAUGUGUAUGGAUUGUAUUUGCGAUUUGAAAAUGAGUUAUAAGUUUUAUAUGCAAAUUAAAAAAGCUGAAAUUAAGUUAAAAUCGCUUUAUGUUACAAUAACCGACACAGUUGCACGUAACAUAGAAGCGGAUAAAAUACAAUCUCUAACUAACAGUCAAAAACUGGUAGAAGAAAUUGAUGAUUCCUCUAUGGUGCCCAUAUCAACGAGCACCGACAACGAAGAAUUUGUUCCAAAAAUAUCCGCUAUUUAUUCUUUAAAAGAUGUGAAAUCAUCACCUCCGGAAAGAGAGGAAAAAAAUAAUUCUGAUGUAACAUGUACAAUUGAGCCUGAAAUUUUUGAAGAUGUUGCAGAUCAACAUCAAAGUGAUGAUAAUGAAUCUAUCGAAGAAUUUGAUCCGGAUGAUCCACCAUUUCAACCCGAUAGUUCGGAUGCUGCAGAAUCUGAUGAUGAAAUUGAAAGUAGUCACACGGAUAGAAAACGAAAUACGUCUAAAAAGGAUAAUAUAAGUAAAGUAAAUAAUCAAUCUUUUUUAUUACAAAAUUCGUCAGGUAGUAAUUUAAUGCAGAAUCAAGAUGAUGCAAAUCAAGAUGAUGCAAAUCAAGAUUCUAAUCAAACUGUAUAUAAAUAUGAUAUGGCAUUAAAGGCUUAUGUUAAAUUAGAUACUCCACAAGAUAAUUUAAAUUCCAAAUUUCAAAUUAAUCAGAAGAUUGAUAUAAAAAAUAAUGAAUUUGGGAAAGAUACUCCAAAACAACCAAAUAUAUUAAAGCGCAGGCUUUUGCAGCAAACAAAAAAGGAUAAUUUAGGAAAUAAUGAUGAGUCCAAAUGUUCUAUCACAUCUGAUAUUUCUGAAAAUCCGAAAGAUUCGAAAAUUCCAAAAUUAGAUAUGCAAAACCCUUUAAACAUUAACGAUACCCAAGAAGAUGGAAUUAUGUACGUCACUGUGAAAGGUUCUAAACCGAAUGAAAUAUUAUUGGUAAAGGUUAAAAAAAUGGAUAAACCGCUUGAAAAAAAGGACGAGAAAAAUAUGAGUAAAAGGAAAUCAUUUGACUUUAAACCAGUUGGUAAAAUUUUGAAGAGAUAUGAAGCUUUAGCGACAAAAGAAAAGAAUUUAUUUACAGAACGUACUAAGAAAUUGGAUAAGAGAGAACAGAUAAUAGAAGAGCAAAUAGAAGAAUAUAAGAAAAAACGUGAAAAAGUUCUGGGUAGUCAACCAAAUUUACCAAUAAAAAACGAAGAUACUCAGAAUCGAUUUGUUAAACGAGUAGAAAGUUCUGACGAUCAAAAAGCGCAUAUAUACGAAGAAAGUAAUUCCAAUUUAAAAGUAGAAUCUGAUGUUGAUAGUAGUACUAUGAAUAGUGUUAUUAUAAAAGACGAGAAUGUUUCAGAUGUUUCAGAUUUUCAACAGAAUCAGUCAGCUUCAGAGAAGGCAUAUGUGAAUACAAAAGAGUACUUAUCACGUUUAGCUAAACUUAAAUUAAAAUGGGAAGAGGCAAAGAAAAAGAAAGAAUACUUACAAAAAGAACUUGACCAGUCUUACACUGAGGGAAACAUGGAAAAACUAUCACGGAUUCUAGGAGAGAAAGAAAAAAACUUACUAGAAUUUCAAGAUUAUUUAAAGCAAAGAAAAAUAGUUAUUACCAGAUUAAAAGAUGAAGACAUCAUUUCCCUUUACGAAGAUAGAAAUAACACGUCUCUUCAAAAAAGUUUACCCGACUUGAUCGAUGAAACAACACCAGCAGAUUAUAUACCAGAGGAAAAUUAUUUAGAGUGUGAUUAUUGCCCUGAAACAUUUGCUUCUAAAGAAGUACUUGAGGAUCACAUAAAAAUGCACGAUUUUAAAAUAAUGCAUUAUUGUGAAGAUUGCAUGGAGGAAUUUCCUACAAAUAAAGCAAAAAAAAAUCAUAAUAUAAUAUGUUUUAAAAAAUUAUUAUGUAAAUAUUGUGAUAUGAUAUUAGAUUCGAAAGGCAAAAAGAGGCAGCACGAACAGAAACAUUGUGAUAAUCUGUUUGGCCAAUUGUGCGAGUUUUGUGGUGAAAAAUUCAAACAUCAGGGGACCCUCGAUCAACAUGUUAAAACGCAACAUAUGAACUGGGAAAAGAUUUUUCAAUGUACUAAAUGUCCGAAAAAAUUUGCGUUCAAACAAAAAUUGAGUUUUCAUUUAAAAUCUGUCCACACAACGUUAAGAGCUUAUUUGUGUGAAGAUUGUGGGGCUGACUUUAAAAAUCCUGCCAGUCUGAGACAUCACCGUAUUCGUAAACACCAACCUGUAGGGAACAAAAGAGAAUGUCCAGUUUGUCAUAAAUUAGUACCAUUUUAUAGUCUUUCUAAACAUAUGUAUACUCACAAAGCCUAUACUAUACAAUGUCCACAUUGUGAUAAGAUGUUUAAAAAUAGUUCAACAUUAAAACAACAUGUAAGAAUACAUGAAGAUCAACGACAAUAUCGCUGUGAUACUUGCGGUGUUGGAUUUAAUAGGAGGGAUGGAUUAAGACUUCACAUGAGAGUUCAUGAAAAAUCUGAUAGUAGAGGAUUAAAAGAAUGCUCAUGCCAAGUAUGUGGUGAGAAAUUCCCAAAUCAUUCUACACUAGUUAUACAUAGAAAUCGCGUACACAAAGAUGGAAGGCAAUAUACAUGUCAUAUAUGCAAUAGAUCUAUGAUUUCAGCAAGAUCAUUAGAAUGGCAUAUGUCUCAUAUACAUAACGAAUCACUUCCUGGCAUUGUAAAAGAAAGUGUAGAUGGUUUACAAGAAAAAAGAGUUUCUUGUUACCAUUGCAGUAAAACUUUCAAAACAGAAAUGAUUUUAAGAACACAUAUUAAAAAUACUCAUAUGGAGAAAGACCCUAUGAAGUGUUUGGAUUGUGAUAUGACAUUUACUUCUGAAGUUAGAUUGAGGCAUCAUAUGAUGGUAACUCAUAAUAGGCUGGAAGGCACAUUAGCAUGUCCUCAUUGUCCAAAACGAUUUGUAAAUCAGCUUAGGUUAAAAACUCAUAUGAUAUCUCAUUCUGAAGAAAGACCGUAUACAUGUGAAAUAUGUGGAUUUAAUUUAAAGACUAAGAUUCAACUAAUCAAGCAUCAUCAAAACAGACAUAGCGAUGAAAGACCUUUACAAUGUAGAUACUGUCCAUGGAGGUGUAAACAAGUAAGCGCACUUGUUUGUCAUGAAAGAACUCAUACAAAUGAACGACCUUAUUCGUGUAGUGUUUGUAGACAACGUUUUAAAUAUUUGGGUGAUAAGAACAAACAUGAAAGGCGUCAUGAAAGUUUAGGAGGAUCAGGAUUUAAACGAAUAGUACCUGGCAGAAAUAUUAAACAUUCUAAGGUUCAAGGAGAAACUUCUGGUUCUGAACAAGAACAAGAAGAAUUAACGCAUGUAGAUUCGCAGCUUACAGAAAGCCAAUACGAGGAACAAACGUGUCAACCGUUUGAAACAAAAUUUAUCAAAGAAGAAAUCGUUAAAUUUGAAGAACCUGAAAUUGCAGAAGAAUAUGAGCAAGUCUAUGAACAGGAUUAUGAAGAAACAUCGAGAGAGGCUUCUGAAGCUGCCGAAGUUAUCAUGAACAUGGAAGACACCACUGUAUACACGGAAGAAGUAACUGCCGACAACAUUGAGACGGCAGAAAUAAUGGCAAAUGAAAUGAUGACUAACGAGAUUUUACAGAGUGGAACUGUAGUACAUUUGCAACAACAAGAUGACAAUGGAAAAAUUCAAGUUAUUCCUGUUAUGCUAUCUUUGCCUGAUUUAUCUGACACAAACACGGAAGUCAAUUUAGCAACAGCAUCAAUAAUGUAUAACAAUUAAAACUAAUAAGUUGAUUACUUCUAACUCUACGAAAAAAUGAUACUUGCAAAAUUAAUAUUUUGUGACUCGAGAUAAAAUUAUACAAUGCUUUUUUAUCUGAAGUAGUCACAUUCCUGUAAAAUAAAUUCAGACUGUUUCCUGUAUUAAUGUGAUUCUUCGAAUAACGAUUACAUGAAAAGAGAGUAUGAUAUUUGCAUAUUUGGUAACAUAAAGAACGAUUAUUCGCUGCUAAAGUAGUAGUUUUUUUAAGAUCAUAGGUAUAAGAUUAUGUUAAAAUUGUAAAAUAUUAUAAAAUAAUAGCUUCGUAUUUACGAUACACAUUCAAACACAAGUUUAUACAAUCUGCAAGUUGUAAGGAAAUAAAUGAAAUGUGAAAAGAAAGAAAAAAAAAA